GCGGCUCACAAUGGCGCGGCGGCUCUAGCCCCGCUCGUCGCGACUCCCGCCGAUCGGACACCGCCGCUCCCUCCCUACCCGCGCCGCCGCGCUCAGCACCCCCCGUGCCGAUCGCCCCGCAAGCCCCGUCUCCCCCCCCACUCAACGCCGCCGUCGUCGUUGUCGCCUCCCCCCCCCCGCCUCAGCUCUCCCCUCUCCUGGCCUCUCCUCCCUCGGGACCAUGGAGCAGCCCGCGCCGCCGCAACCCGCGCCCAAGGCCGGCGGCCCGAACCCGCCGCCUCCCGAGACGAGCAACCCGGCCAAGCCGGGCCGACUCACCAACCAGCUGCAGUACCUGGCCAAGGUGGUCCUCAAGGCCCUGUGGAAACACCAGUUCGCGUGGCCCUUCCACACGCCCGUGGAUACAGUCAAGCUCAAUCUUCCGGAUUACUACGAGAUCAUCAAGAACCCCAUGGACAUGGGGACCAUCAAAAAGCGGCUCGAGUCCAACUACUACUGGACGGCAGUGGAGUGCAUCCAGGACUUCAGCACCAUGUUUACAAACUGCUACAUCUACAACAGGCCGAGCGACGACAUCGUGCUGAUGGCGCAAAGCCUGGAGAAGUUCUUCCUGCAGAAGGUGGCAGAGAUGCCCCAGGAUGAAAUUGAGCUGCAGCAGCCGGCGCCUAAGGCAGCCAAGGGCCGCGGCCGCAAGAAUACCGCAACCAGCGUGGAGUCACAGAGCCCGGAGGAGGAGGCCCAGGGGGGCCCAUCCGCCCCGCAAAGGGGGGCCGCCCCUACGUCGACCCGGCCUCCCCGCGCCGCCUCCGCCGCCGCGGCCGCCUCGGCCGCCUCCUCGGGGGGGUCCACCCCCACGUCGGUAGCGCCCGCCCAGACGCCCGCACCCCAGCCCAACCACGCGUCGCCCGCCUCCCCCCCGGCACCCCCGCCCACGCCCCGGCCGCCCCCGCGCCCGCCCCCCAGGUCCCGAAGGCCGCCGCCCCGCAGCCCGCCCGGGCGGGCCCCCAGCAGAGCCCCCGGGGGGGGGGGCCCUCAGGGCGCCAGGGGCGGGGGCCCUCAGGCGGCGAGGGGCGGGGGGGGCCCUCAGGGGGCCAGGGGCGGGGGCCCUCAGGGAGCGAGGGGCGGCGGGGGACCUCAGGCGGCGAGGGGCGGGGGGGGCCCCCAGGGAGCGAGGGGGGGCGGGGGCCCCCAGGGAGCGAGGGGGGGCGGGGGACCUCAGGCGGCGAGGGGCGGAACCCCGCAGGGCCCCAGGGCGGCGGCCCAGCUGACGCCGCAGGCCGGGCCCCAGGCGGCGCAGCGGGUGGUGUCGACGCGGCCGCCCUUGCCCCGCCCGGCGCCCCCUCCCAGCUCCGCGCCGCCCCCCGCGCAGCAGCUGAGGCCCGUGGCGGGUGCGGGGACGUCGGCGCCGGCAGGGCCAGCGGUGACGUCGACGUCCGUGCCCGCGCUGGGGCAGGUGCCGGCGCAACCCGUGUCAAAGGUGAAGAAGGGCGUGAAGCGGAAAGCUGACACCACCACGCCCAUGCCGAGCACCACGCCUCCCGAGAGCGGCGAGGCCUCCCCUCCUGCCGCCGCCGACUUCAAACCGACCAAGGCGCCCGCCCGCAAGGAGGGCGGCCGCGGCAAGGCCCGCAAGGAGAUGCCCGACUCUCAGCAGGCGGCAGCCGCCGCUGCAGCAGCGGCGGCCGUGGCGGCCGCUGCAGCCGCGGCCGUGGCGGCUUCCGUCCCGUCCCCGCCCGCCAGCAAGAAGAGCAAACUCCCGGCGCCCGAGCAGCUGAAGCACUGCAGCUCCAUCCUGAAGGAGAUGUUCGCCAAGAAGCACGCGGCCUACGCAUGGCCCUUCUACAAGCCUGUGGACGCGGACGCGCUGGGCCUGCACGACUACCACGACAUCAUCAAGCACCCCAUGGACCUCAGCACCAUCAAGCACAAGAUGGACGGACGCGAGUACCAGGACGCGCAGGAGUUUGCGAGCGACGUGCGUCUCAUGUUCUCCAACUGCUACAAGUACAACCCGCCCGACCACGAGGUGGUGGCCAUGGCGCGCAAGCUGCAGGACAUGUUCGAAAUGCGCUUCGCCAAGAUGCCCGACGAGGCUGGGGGGGCGCCAGCCCGGCCCAGCCCCGCGGCGCCACCCCCUCCCCCCGAGCCGGUGUUGCCGACCUCGGAGAGCGAGAGCACCGAGGAGAGCAGGCCUUCAGUGUCCCCGGGAGAAUUGGAGAUUCGCCAGGGGAACGGCAGCUGCCUCGAGAAGAGGAUGGGACCCCCCCGGGGAGACAGGAGGCAGCUUCUCGGCACCAAAGUCCCCAAAACGCCAAGAGCACAGCAACAAAACAUACAGCACGAUCUGUAUGUGCUACACGGGGAUGAUCUUUGUCUUUCUUGUGUACGUGUGUCUGGCUGCGGGGGUGUAUCAGGUGAGGAGAUCUUUGAAAACGCGCACACGCACGCGACCCUGGGGCCCGCGGGAGACGCGGCAGUGCACGACGCCGCUCCGCCAUGCCCCGUGACCUCCACCCCGUGCCCCGUGACCUCCACCCCGUGCCCCGUGACCUCCACCCCGUGCCCCGUGACCUCCACCCCGUGCCCCGUGACCUCCACCCCGUGCGGCACGCACACCCCGCCACAGGUACGCCUGGUGCAUGGCCACGCGUACGGCAGCCUGCUCGACCUCUGGGCCCCCCACGGGAACGUGGGAAGUCGCGGCGGGGAGGGCGGCGUGGAGGGUGAGGACACGGCGGAGAGCAGGACCCAGGAGCCCCACCAACAGUUCACCCCUCCUCAGCCAUCACCACCCCCUGGCUGGGGUGGAGGGAGGGGCAAGUCCUGCGUCCCCAGUCCUGGCCACGGCUCCCCGCACCUCCCGGCCAGCGACACGACGACCCCUCCCGCCGGCGGCCACGAGUGGUCCCUCCCCACGCUCCCCGACCUCGCGUCCGGCUCCUCGCUCGCCGAGCUGACGACCGACGCCUUCUCCGUGACGCUUGCGCCGCCGCCGGCGCCGCCGUCGCGCGCCUCCUGGGAGCUCUUCGAGGACAGCGUCCUCGGCCUGUGGCUCGCGGGGAAGGCCGAGGGCAGCGUGGCGCAGGCCGGGAGCGACCGCGAGGGGCCGGCGGCGGCGUCGCCGGCGGCGGCGGCGUUGUGGGCCACGGGCCUGGCCUCGCCUAGCAGGCCCGAGCUGAGCACCAGCCUCUUCUCGUCGCCGUCCCCGCCGCGCACACGCCUGCACAUCAGCCUGUCGGAGGAGGAGCUCGCGGCCAGCCUCUCGGACGACUCCGGGGUGCCGGACCGGCGCGAUUCUGCCGGGGAGCCCGAGGAGAGCCCCAUGCGCUGAUGCCGCCCCCCCCCUCCCGCUAACCGCCAACCGGCUGGGCCGCCCCCUUGUUGUGGAACGCGGCCGGACGGAGUGGCUGGUGAGCGUGCUGGGUGGGGACACGCGAGGCCACGUGGGCCAGAGCGUGGUCGUGUUGCCGAGCGUCCACCGACCUCGGGGUCGCCACGUGGCCGUGAUAUUUGUCUACGGAUAUUAGUCUGAGUAAUGUCAGUCUGUGGGCAAUGUUAGUUUACAGGCCGUGUUAGUCUAUGGGCAAUGUUAGUCUAUGGGCAAUGUUAGUCUAUGGGCAAUGUCAGUCUAUGGGCAAUGUUAGUCUAUGGGCAAUGUUAGUCUAUGGGCAAUGUUAGUUUACGGGCCGUGUUAGUCUACGGGCAAUGUUAGUCGAUGGGCAAUGUUAGUCUAUGGGCAAUUUUAGUCUAUGGGCAAUUUUAGUCUAUGGGCAAUGUUAGUCGAUGGGCAAUGUUAGUUAGUCUAUGGGCAAUGUCAGUCUGUGGGUAAUGGUUGUCUAUGGGCAAUGUUAGUCUAUGGGCAAUGUUAGUCUAUGGGUAAUGUUAGUCUAUGGGCAAUUUUAGUCUAUGGGCAAUGUUAGUCUAUGGGCAAUUUUAGUCUAUGGGCAAUUUUAGUCUAUGGGCAAUGUUAGUCUAUGGGCAAUUUUAGUCUAUGGGCAAUGUUAGUCUAUAGGCAAUUUUAGUCUAUGGGCAAUGUUAGUCUAUGGGCAAUGUUAGUCGAUGGGCAAUUUUAGUCUAUGGGCAAUGUUAGUCGAUGGGCAAUGUUAGUCUAUGGGCAAUUUUAGUCUAUGGGCAAUUUUAGUCUAUGGGCAAUGUUAGUCGAUGGGCAAUGUUAGUUAGUCUAUGGGCAAUGUCAGUCUGUGGGUAAUGGUUGUCUAUGGGCAAUGUUAGUCUAUGGGCAAUGUUAGUCUAUGGGUAAUGUUAGUCUAUGGGUAAUGUUAGUUAGUCUAUGGGCAAUGUUAGUCUAUGGGUAAUGUCAGUCUAUGGGCAAUGUUAGUCUAUGGGCAGUGUUAGUCUAUGGGUAAUGGUUGUCUAUGGGCAAUGUUAGUCUAUGGGCAAUGUUAGUCUAUGGGUAAUGUUAGUCUAUGGGCAAUGUUAAUCUAUGGGCAAUGUUAGUCUAUGGGUAAUGUUAGUCUAUGGGCAAUGUUAGUCUAUGGGCAAUGUUAGUCUAUGGGUAAUGUUAGUCUAUGGGCAGUGUUAGUCUAUGGGCAAUGUUAAUCUAUGGGCAAUGUUAGUCUAUGGGUAAUGUUAGUCUAUGGGCAAUGUUAAUCUAUGGGCAAUGUUAGUCUAUGGGUAAUGUUAGUCUAUGGGCAAUGUUAGUCUAUGGGUAAUGUUAGUCUAUGGGUAAUGUUAGUCUAUGGGUAAUGUUAGUCUAUGGGCAAUGUUAGUCUAUGGGCAAUGUUAAUCUAUGGGCAAUGUUAGUCUAUGGGUAAUGUUAGUCUAUGGGCAAUGUUAGUCUAUGGGCAAUGGUUCUUUCUCGAAGAGGUUGGCUAUCUUGGCUUCCUUCCGUUGAGCUCUGUCCAUGACAUGCACUCAACUGCCUCCCAGUAGCAUCCGAUCAUUAACAUUGCCCAUGGAACUCAUGUCAAACACCACAUUCAUACGCGGCUUCUCGUUUUCCUCUACUAUACGUACAAGAAAUCUAACUUUGCCCGUCUCGAAUUAUUCUCAACAAUGGUCUUGUAGUUGUACAGGGACUCCUCUAUUUAGGAACAAGUUAGGUUCCAGAGGUCUGUUUGUAAGUCGAUAUGUUCGUUAUUCCAGCUUUACUCCUGUCCAUUCCAAACAUGUGUUACAGCAUGUACACUAAACACGGGGAAUGGCUUUAAACUUUUAUCAUCUCCUGUAGAUGUAGAUUCCACCGGUUCUUCACGUUCUGCAGAUGUAGAUACCACUGGUUCUUAACGUUUUGCAGAUGUAGAUGUCACUGGUUCUUCACGUUCUGCAGAUAUAGAUGCCACUGGUUCUUAACGUUUUGCAGAUGUAGAUGUCACUGGUUCUUCACGUUCUGCAGAUGUAGAUGCCAAUGGUUCUUCACGUUCUGCAGAUGUAGAUGCCACUGGUUCUCAACGUUCUGCAGAUGUAGAUGCCACUGGUUCUUCACGUUCUGCAGAUGUAGAUGCCACUGGUUCUUCACGUUCUGCAGAUGUAGAUACCACUGGUUCUUAACGUUUUGCAGAUGUAGAUGUCACUGGUUCUUCACGUUCUGCAGAUAUAGAUGCCACUGGUUCUUAACGUUUUGCAGAUGUAGAUGUCACUGGUUCUUCACGUUCUGCAGAUGUAGAUGCCAAUGGUUCUUCACGUUCUGCAGAUGUAGAUGCCACUGGUUCUCAACGUUCUGCAGAUGUAGAUGCCACUGGUUCUUCACGUUCUGCAGAUGUAGAUGCCACUGGUUCUCAACGUUCUGCAGAUGUAGAUGCCACUGGUUCUUCACGUUCUGCAGAUGUAGAUGCACUGCUUCUUCGCAUUCUGCAGAUGCCACCACCACCAUCGAUUGCGUGGCGGUUGAACUUACAACUCUCGGUCCGAACUCGCAACUGGACAUACGUUCGUAAGUCGAUGUUCUUGAGUAGAUGAGUCCCUGUACAUGUAACCCUGCUGCUCUCUGACGCAUUCGUAUUGUGAAGUAAAACAAAACACUAAGACUUUUUAUACACACCUAAUCAGCCGCACAGAGAGGACCCUUUGCCGAUAAACGCGUGGAAACACGCCGGUAAUUGGUUAAAGCGAAAGCCCGGCUCUGCUGACGAAACGUUGAAUCUUUAAUCCGCUCCCGGGGAGUUGGUGCUCACUUUGAACUAACGCCGAAAUUAUGCUGCUGCUCCCAGGAGUAGGCCUCGGCAAGGUAAGGUAAGAACGAGCCUACCUUUACCCUACCUUUUACCUUACCACAAUACAAUCACUCUACCCUUACCUUUUACCCUAUAGCAAGGUAAGGGUAAAAGGUCAAAAGCAACGAGCCUACCUUUACCCUACGUUUUACCCUUAACCCAUACAAAUUACCCGAUUACAGGGCAAUUACGGGGGCACUACAAAUGAGCGAGGUUUAUAACAGGUAAAUGCUAGGUAGAGCGCUUUAUCCAUAUAGCAUACUCUCGAUGAUUCCAAUUUUAAAUGGAGGUCACAGACUGCGCCACGGAGUUUUAGCGAGCGGUAAACAAGGUAUUUACCGGGUAAUACUUGGCGCUACCUUUACCCUACCCUCUACCUUACCCCUUGGCAUGUCGACAUCUUUACCCUAUUACCCGGUAAAAAGGGUAAAUGACCUUACCUUGCCGAGGCCUACCCAGGAGGAAGGCCGUGCAGCUGCUGGGAUGUGUAAAAUGUUUUAUUUAAUAUAUUUUAGUUGUAAGAGGGGGAAGUCUGAUUAAUUAUUGGAUGGAGGAUUUGCCUGCGUGUCUAGAUAGGCGUUAACGCUGCGUGGAAGGGGAGCGCCUCCGUGCGGCGGCUUAGUUUACAAUGUUACAGUGGACGUGGGUGGUGAUGGGUGACGGUGAUUGGGAAGUGGAGAAAGUGCCUGAGGUGGUGACUGGUAAAGAAAGUGCCUGAGUGGAGAAGGCAACUGGGAAGUGGAGGUGACUGGGAAGUAGAGGUGAUUGUAAAGUGGAGAGUCCCUGAGUGGAAAAUGUGACUGAGAAGUGAAAGUGCCUGAGGUUGUUACUGGUAAAGAAAGUGCCUGAGUGGAGUAGGCAACUGGGAAGUGGAGUGGAGGUUGACCGGCAAGAUGAGAAAGUGACCGAGUUGGUGACUGCCAAGUAGAGAAGGUGAUUGGAAAGUGGAGAGUCCUUGCGUGGAAAAUGUGACUGAGAAGUGAAGAAAGUGCCUGAGGUGGUGACUGGUAAAGAAAGUGCCUGAGUGGAGUAGGCAACUGGGAAGUGGAGUGGAGGUUGACCGGCAAGUUGAGAAAGUGCCAGAGUUGGUGACUGCCAAGUGGAGAAGGUGAUUGGAAAGUGAAGAAAGUGCCUGAGGUGGUUACUGGUAAAGAAAGUCCCUGAGUGGAAAAUGUGACUGAGAAGUGAAGAAGGUGCCAGAGUUGAGGUGACUGGUUAGGAGUACCUGAGUGGAGAAGGUGACGGGGCAAGUGAAGAAGGCGACUGGUGAGUAGAGAAGGCAACUGGGAAGUGGAGUUGACUGGCAAGUGAGGAAAGUGCCCGAGUGGAGAAGGCGACUGUUGAGCGGAGGUGGCUUGAGUGAAGGUGUCCGAGUGAAUAUUGGUGUCAGCGGGUUGGUGCAGGGCAUCUGGGGCCGACACUGCGCCAAGCGAGGUGUUGCUUAGCGAGGUUGUUACUAUUGUCGUGGGUCAGGAACCAGAGGAAAACGUAUGUGAGGCAACACUAUUUAUUUAACUGUAACUGAAUACAAGGUCCUUAACAGAAAGGGGUAACGGCUCCUUUCACCCGAUACCUGAGGAGGUAUGGCCUCCGGGCUACACUUCCGCUUAACACUGGGACCACUCUAGCUCUGAGGCCCACUGACCCGACCGUCCCAAGGUCUCCAGGUCUUGGCCGCUGGACUCACUGAGCUCCGGCCCUUAGGACAGUGGAGCUUGGAGUCCAUGGUCCUAACUUCAGCUCCGUCUUUGAUCUUCAGCGUGGAGAUGAUUGAGCUGGACCUGUCAGAGGUCCGGCUUAUAUACAGGUCCGUGGCUUGCUCCGCCCUAGCCACGUGUCCCUUCCAAAACCUUCUGGAAGGUGACAUCACCUAAUCCCACCCUCCCGGGGUUUGGGGAUGUGUCCCAGGAUCAGAGGUCGCAAACGGGUUUUGAUUCCUUACCCGUACCCGGCCGCACCAGGGUCGCAAAUGGGUACCCGUACCCGACCGGGUAAGGGUAGCCGUUCCCUACCCGUACCCUACCCGAAAUGAGUGACAAACGGUUACUCACCAGUGACUCACGGUCUACCCGUACCCGGCCGCACCAGGGUCGCAAACGGGUACCCGUACCUGGUCGGGUACGGGUAGCCGGGUAUCGGGUACCCGGUUGCGACCUCUGCCCAGGAUCUGUUUUCCCAGGGAUUGGCUUUGGCUCCUUGGGACAUGAUCUUGGCGUGACGCCGCUUCCGCCCCCUGUUGAUGAGAAGGGGGAGCUUCCCGCUAACAGCAUGGGGAGUGCCAAUUAAUACCGCUACACUAAAUUUCGAUUUAAAGCUUUCGUGACUGCAGGGAUUCAUCUUCUUGGUUCUUUCGGUAAAGUCAUCACGUAGAAGGGAAGUAAUAAAAUAAUAAAAAUCAAACUUAAAUAAU
Lethenteron reissneri (Far Eastern brook lamprey) is the source of this 8580-nucleotide messenger RNA. RefSeq names its product homeotic protein female sterile-like. Gene Ontology annotation, biological process: chromatin remodeling; regulation of DNA-templated transcription. Gene Ontology annotation, cellular component: chromatin; nucleus. NCBI's taxonomy places the organism in Eukaryota, Metazoa, Chordata, Hyperoartia, Petromyzontiformes, Petromyzontidae. The record is from RefSeq and is a predicted model, not a curated record.